Messenger RNA from Psammomys obesus (fat sand rat), 2965 nucleotides. It is a transcript of the gene Shf, whose product is annotated as Src homology 2 domain containing F. Bases 1 to 1464 code for a protein of 487 amino acids. Lineage: Eukaryota; Metazoa; Chordata; Mammalia; Rodentia; Muridae. The transcript is spliced from 7 exons. Gene Ontology annotation, molecular function: phosphotyrosine residue binding. The record is from RefSeq and is a predicted model, not a curated record.
AUGCUACUGAGCGGAGCUCCUCCUCCGGGCUCCGGCCCCGGGCCGCGGGCGCAGGGCAACGCGGGAGGCGGCCCCGGGGGGUCCCGCCGCGGGGCCGGGGGCGCGGGGACCGGCCCGGGAGGGGGCGGCAGCGGCGGAGUGGCCAAGUGGCUGCGGGAGCAUCUGGGCUUUCGCGGGGGCGGCGGCGGAGGGGGCGCCAAGCCCGCCCCUCCGGAGCCCGACUACCGCCCCCCAGCGCCCUGCCCGGCCGCGCCCCCUGCGCCGCCCCCGGACAUCCUGGCCGCCUACCGGCUGCAGCGGGACCGCGACUUCGAGGACCCCUACACCGGGGGCCCGUCCGCGUCCGCCGCCCUUUCCACCCCCGCCGCCCCUGGCCCUACUCCGCCCCCGCGCCACGGCUCACCCCCGCAUCGCCUCAUUCGGGUCGAGACCCCCGGCCCCCCGGCGCCCCCUCCGGAGGAGCGGAUCUCCGGACCCCCUGCCAGCGGCGACAGGUUGGCAAUCCUAGAGGACUAUGCGGACCCAUUUGACGUUCAGGAGACUGGUGAAGGCUCAGGAGGCGCUUCAGGAGCUUCAGAAAAGGUCCCUGAAAAUGAUGGCUACAUGGAGCCUUAUGAGGCCCAGAAGAUGAUGGCUGAGAUCCGGGGUUCUAAGGAGACAGCAGUUCAGCCCCUACCUCUCUAUGACACACCUUAUGAGCCAGAGGAUGAGGGGGUCAGCCCAGAAGGAGAGGGCACUCCCUGGCUCAGGGAGUCCCGUCUGCCUGAGGACGACGAGAGGCCUCCGGAGGAGUAUGACCAGCCCUGGGAGUGGAAGAAGGAACGGAUUUCCAAAGCCUUCGCUGUUGACAUAAAGGUCAUCAAAGACCUACCUUGGCCUCCGCCUGUGGGACAGCUGGACAGCAGCCCCUCCCUGCCUGAUGGGGACAGGGACAUCUCCGGUCCAGCUUCACCCCUCCCUGAGCCCAGCCUGGAAGACAGCAGCGCCCAGUUUGAAGGAUCGGAGAAGAACUGCCUGUCACCUGGCCGGGAGGAGAAGGGCCGGCUACCUCCUCGGCUCUCUGCUGGAAACCCCAAGUCAGCCAAGCCCCUAGUCGUGGAACCCAGCAGCCCCCUGGGGGAGUGGACAGAUCCAGCACUGCCUCUGGAAAACCAGGUCUGGUACCACGGGGCCAUCAGCCGAACAGACGCCGAGAACCUGCUCCGGCUGUGCAAGGAAGCCAGCUACCUGGUACGCAACAGUGAGACCAGCAAGAAUGACUUCUCUCUCUCCCUCAAGAGCAGCCAGGGCUUCAUGCAUAUGAAGCUGUCCCGGACCAAGGAACACAAGUAUGUGUUGGGCCAGAACAGCCCACCCUUCAGCAGCGUCCCUGAAAUCGUGCACCACUAUGCCAGCCGCAAGCUGCCCAUUAAGGGGGCGGAGCACAUGUCCCUGCUCUACCCAGUGGCCAUCAGGACUCUGUAGAUGUGAGACCAGGGCACUACGAUAGACCUGGACGAAGCCCUUGUCACCUGCCCUAGGGCUGUGGUUCUUUCUUGCCAAGGACAUGAUGUCACAGACCUGGCUGUCCCUUGUCCUAGGAUCUAGUAGGCGCUGAAGAUACCUUAAUUUAUUACAAAGGGGAGAGAAUCCUGGGCUCUGGAAUAAAGGGGCUGUGUGGGGCUGGGAACAGAGGAAAGCCGGAGGAGGAAGGGGACUCCAGCCCCUGUCAGACCCUAGGGAGGAAGUGGCUACCCCCACUCCCAGCACCUUCCUCCGCUCCUCCCUCUCCAUCUUCCCAGCCCCUGUUCCCAGAGGGCCUGGCCGGGCUCGGGGCCAGAGGCUCGACCAGGCACGGCUGCAGGCGCCGCCCAGAGGCUGACGGGAGGGGACGGGGAGCGAGCGCAGACUCUGUCGAUAAACCCGCGCUGGAGCUGCCGCCGGCCGCCUGCGGAAAGCACUCUCCGUGCAUCCGGUUCCUUCCUUUGAGCAAACGUCAAGGCGCGCCCCGCCGCUGGCGCCGGGCAGGGGCCGUCCCGGGCCGCGUCGCUCCCACCACGGCUGCCCUGCGAGCCCCGCUUCCCGCCGGCAGCCGUGUGUCUGGCAGGCGCGGAGAGACAAAGGGGCGGCGCCGCCACGAGGGAGGUGCGCGCGGGCGGAAGCCUUCCCCCACCGCCCCCGCUGGUCCACCGGCCCUGCGAGCGGCGGCGCUCUCCCUUAGCGCCCUCUGCUGGCCGGGUGCUCAGGGCGCCUCCGCCGACGCCCGUGGCCCGGGUUCUCCCCGCUGCCCCAAGAGCAAGUUCAUUGGGGGAAGACGGGACGACCUGAGGCCCCUUACCUCAACCCAACCCCCGGGCGCUAAUGUAUGCCGUGAAUCGCCCUAGAGGGGCUAGGAGACUUCUGUCUCCUCUCUGCCUGGAAGACCUUGUCUCAGGCCAGCAGCUCCCUGGAGACUCUUCUCUGCCCUUCCUGAGUGCCAUCAGCCUAACUGGCCAAAGUGGCUAGGGUACCCUUCAGGAGGACAGAAGGGACCCCCAUUGGGGUACUCCGCCUUUGCUGCUUUUACUCGGUCUGGCAAGACGUAUGGACCACCGUGGCAAGCCCAGUGGAUGGAUAAUUUCCUUAGCCUUACCCUGACCUGAGACAGAAAGGAAAAAAAAGAACCCCAAAGGUGGAAACGCAGUUUAUUUGCAAAAGAGACCACUGGAACUGGGAAAAUAGGGCAGAGGGGCACUGCUCCAGGCGGCUAGUAGGCACGGAAAGGUCUGACUGCAUUUUAAAACUCAAAAGGUCAGUUGUCCAGUUAGGCUGGUCCUGAGGUUUCUGUAUGUUUGCUCUACCUACUCUAAGACAUCUCCCAGCCAUGUUCAAAGUGGGGAACUGGAAGAGAGAAGAGUUGCAGAGUGUAGAGGGCUCAAAGAUGCCUGCAUCUGUACCACCAACUUCAUCUUCAGACUACCUACACAAACGAUAGCUUGUCAACUGA